Messenger RNA from Pristis pectinata (smalltooth sawfish), 11871 nucleotides. RefSeq names its product pecanex-like protein 3. Gene Ontology annotation, cellular component: membrane. Lineage: Eukaryota; Metazoa; Chordata; Chondrichthyes; Rhinopristiformes; Pristidae. Bases 81 to 6599 code for a protein of 2172 amino acids. The transcript is spliced from 35 exons. The record is from RefSeq and is a predicted model, not a curated record.
UGGGGGCCUGGAGUCGGUGAGGAGGAGAGAGGCCGCCGCGGCGACGACGAAGACAGCGGCGGAGCGGGCCGGGCGGGAGGAUGGGCUCGCAGGUGCUGCAGAUCCUCCGCCAGGGAGUGUGGGCCUCGCUGACGGGCGGUUGGUACUUCGACCCGCACCAGAGCAAGUUCUCCAACUGCUUCCACCUCUACGUCUGGCUCUUCCUGCUCUGCCUGCCCUUCCUGCUCUUCAUGGCUUUACCGCCCAGCACCUCCGUAGCCGGCAUCUACUGUGCCGUUGUCGCCCUGUUCUUCACCACGAUCAAGUCCAUCAACUACCGCCUGCACGCCAUGUUCGACGAGGGGGAGAUUGUGGAGCAGAGGAACCCGUCGCUGGCCGCGGAGGGCAGCAAGCUGGAAGAGUCUGAGUUGGGGGGCGGUGGCGAGGAAAGCAGUGGCAUCAGGGACCCGGGGGGAGGAGUGGAGAUGACGGUUUUUCGAAAGGCUAACACCACUCCGCCUGUACGAUGUAGCUCACAGCAUUCUGUCUUUGGGUUCAACCAAGUCUCGGAACUGCUGCCCCACCUGGAGGACCAUGGUGCCUCUAAAGGAAUCAGAGAGCUAGUCCGCGAACAAGGUAGCAAAAAUGUCAUUGUCACAUCGGCCGACCGGGAGUUACUGAAGCUGAACACGCCGGACACAGCAGAUGCACAGACAGCCAAGGAGUGCCUGAUGCUGCCCGAGGCCUGCCAGGUGGACACGAGCAACAUGGCCAAGAGGCUGCCCCCGCUACCCACCCAGUCGGUGCUGCCCUUCCGCAUCAGCCUGGAACCCGCCCCGUCCUCCCCCUUGCUGCCAGCCGACCCUCCCCAGCACUCAGCCGCCGAGCCUCGCGUCCUCCCCCCUCCGCCCUUUGGACUGCUCAACCAGCUGGGAAGCUGGCGCCCCGGCGAACCCCAGAGCCUGUGUGAGGCCCUGCUUGGACCCCUGCUGCAGGGGCGGCUCGGGGGCGAGGAGGAGGAAGAGGAGGGGGCCGGCGGCCGGGACCCCCAGCCUCCUGCCGCGCCACAGCCCGGCGGCGCCAAGGCGGCCGGCUCCACUGACAGCUGCUUCAGCGGCACCGGCCGGGAGUCGCCGAGCACGGUCAGCAGCUUCCGCAGCGAGAAGACCAGCUCCACCCGCCUGGAGAGCCCAUCCCUGGCCCCCAGGGUGGGAGGGGCCGGUGGGGACGCUGGCCUCUCCCGGAGCCGAGGUGAUGGAAAGGCAGGCAGCGACACCGACAACCUCUCUGACAGCGAGAUGGCCGCCACGCCCGACCCCGGAGAGCAGCCCGCCGUCACCUUCACCUUCCCUGGGACGCAGCCCGGAGCCCCCGACCCCCUCACCUCCUGGCUGUCCUCGCCGUCGCCGCCAACCACACGGGAGGCGGGAGCCGAGCAGGCGGUGAGGCCUAAGGACCUGAAGCUGGUGAGGCGGCGGGGCUCGGCCAGGAAGAAGCCCGGUGGCAGGAGGAGGGCCGGCGGUGGCUUCGACCGCCGGCGGGAGUGCGGCCCCCCGCCCCGCCCUUUCGCUGAGGGCUUCUUCGAGGACGAGGACUCCAGCGACCCCAGCGACGCCUCCAGCCUGCGCUCCCAGCCCCGCUACAGCAGCUCCUCCAGCUCGUCCAGCGCCACCUCCCGCUCCUGCUCCCCGCCCACUGCUGGCCGCCGCAGGAGCCGGCGGUCCUCCCGCCCCGAGGCCGAGCCUGCCCCCUCGCUCCCAGCAGCUCACGCCCCCGAGGGGGCCUCCGCCAAGACCCACGCCCGGGUGCUGAGCGGGGGAGGCGGGGGCGAGCAGCCAGCCGCUGGCGCGGGCAGCACUCGCACGCUGACCGCCUCCAAGUCAGACCUGGAGGCGCGGGAGGGCGAGCCCAGGGGCCGGGAGCGCUUCGCCCAGCGGCUGGAGUCCGUUGGCAGCACCUGGAGUCACUCAGCCAGUCCGGCCAGCUGGGCGGCUGCCCUCACCGGGGAGGGGGCUGUCGGAGGAGCCCCCGUCCCUGACGACGCGGGAAAGCGGGAACUCAGCAGCAGCGUCAAGCGGACGCAGGCGAUGAGGCGACGGCACAAUGCCGGCAGCAACCCCACGCCACCGCCAUCCAUCAUGGGCUCCCCACCAAGCCUGCAGGACAUCCAGCGGAACCGCACGGCCUCCCAGUCGCGGACCCACGCACUUCCGGCAGCCCUGCAGUUUGCCAGCUCGCUGCUGUUACCCCGAGGCCCCGUGCACGAGGCUUCCAACUUCGACGACACCUCAGAGGGAGCCAUUCACUACUUCUACGACGAAGCUGGUGUCCGCAGGUCCUACACGUUUGGCCCAACAGGAGGAGGCUAUGAGAAUCCAGUGGGGCAGCAAGUGAGCCUGGAACACAUCAAUAACAAUGCAUGGGAUCAUCAUUCUCACUCUUCCAGUUUCACGUCUGCUGAUGCACCGGAUGGGAUACCAGCACUACCCCUCCUCCAACCCCGGCCAGUUGUCCUCCAGGGAAUGCAAGUCCGGCGGGUCCCAAUGGAAAUUCCUGAGUUGGAUUUUCUGGAUCAGGAAUCGCUCCACGAGUCCCAGGAGAACACACUGAUGAUCGAGGAGAAGACCAGAAACAAGCAGUACUACAAGUUCUGGCUGCUGCCCUGGAAGUGGACGCGGAUUCGCUAUGAUCGACUGGCUUUGCUCGCUUUGCUGGACAGAAACCGGCAGGCCUUUGAGAACGUGGUGGCAGUUGGCUUGGCGGCGCUAGUCGCUUUCCUGGGCUUCAUGCUGCUGCUCGAGGGCUUCUUCCGGGACAUCUGGGUGUUCCAAUUCUGCCUGGUCAUCGCCAGCUGCCAGUACUCGCUGCUCAAGAGUGUUCAGCCUGAUGCAGCGUCCCCUAUGCAUGGCCACAACUGGAUUAUCGCAUACAGCCGCCCAGUCUACUUCUGCAUGUGCUGCAUGCUGAUCUGGCUCUUUGACUUUGCCAGCCAGAACAACAACCUCCACCCCAUCAGCCUGUACGGGAUCACUCUCUUCUCUGCCCAGUCCUUCGCUUGUGCCAGGGACGUAGUGGUCGUGUUCACGCUGUGUUUCCCGGCCAUUUUCCUAGUCGGGCUUAUGCCUCAAGUCAACACUUUCUUCAUGUACUUGUUGGAGCAACUGGACAUGCACGCCUUCGGGGGCACUGCCACAACCAGCCCUGUGUCAGCACUUUACAGCUUUGUGCGUAGUCUCUUGGUUGCUGCCCUUCUGUACGGAUUCUGCUUUGGUGCUGUGAAGGUUCCUUGGGAGCCCCAGCACGUGCCUGUUCUGUUCUCGGUGUUCUGUGGUCUUCUAGUUGCCCUGUCAUACCACCUCAGCCGACAGAGCAGUGACCCCACCACCCUCUGGUCCCUGAUCCGGUCAAAGUUCUUUCCUCAACUGGACAAUCGAAACCCUGAGGAUCCACUGCUAGAAAUCCAGGAUCCACUCCCAGCGAAGCUCAGGAGCUCGGUGCGGGAGAUCCUCCACUCAGAUCUGGUCAUGUGUCCAGUGAUCGCCAUCAUAACCUUUGCUAUCAGUGCCAGCACCGUGUUCAUUGCACUUCAGCCGGUCCUGAGUUACGUGCUGUACGCCCUAGCUGGCCUGGUUGGCUUCCUGACGCACUACCUCCUCCCACAGCUCCGCAAGCAGCUGCCCUGGUGCUGCCUGUCGCAUCCUGUCCUCAAAUCCAAGGAAUACAGUCAGUUUGAGGUCAGAGACGCGGCACAAUUGAUGUGGUUUGAGAAGGUCUACGCCUGGCUCCAGUGCACGGAGAAAUACUUCAUCUACCCGGCUGUCAUCCUCAGUGCCCUCACCACAGAUGCCAGUGCCGUCAGCGGCCGCCACAAGCUGGGCAUAUUCACCGACCCACUCUUUAUCACAGUGGCUGGGAUGAAGCUUCUCCGUUCCUCCUUCUGCUGCCCGUGCCAUCAGUACGUGACCCUCAGCUUCACCGUCCUCUUCUUCCGCUUCGACUACAGCCGCUUCUCCGAAACCUUCCUGCUCGAUUACUACUUCAUGUCCAUCCUCUGUAGCAAGCUCUGGGAUCUGCUGUACAAGCUACGUUUUGUGCUGACGUACAUCGCCCCUUGGCAGAUCACGUGGGGAUCCGCAUUCCACGCCUUCGCCCAGCCGUUCGCUGUUCCCCAUUCUGCCAUGCUUUUUGUGCAGGCUGUGCUCUCGGCCCUCGUCUCCACCCCUCUGAAUCCUCUCCUCGGCAGUGCUGUUUUCAUCACCUCCUAUGCCAGACCGGUGAAAUUUUGGGAGCGAGAUUACAACACCAAGCGGGUCGAUCACUCCAACACUCGGCUGGCCACCCAGCUGGACAGGAACCCAGGUGCAGAUGACAACAACCUCAACUCUAUCUUCUAUGAGCACCUGACCCGCUCGCUGCAGCACAGCCUGUGUGGAGACCUGCUGCUGGGGCGCUGGGGCAACUACGCCAUGGGCGACUGCUUCAUCCUGGCCUCUGACUACCUCAACGCCCUGGUGCACCUAAUCGAGAUUGGCAACGGGAUCAUCACCUUCCAGCUGCGUGGGCUGGAGUUCCGAGGCACCUACUGCCAGCAGCGCGAGGUGGAAGCCAUCACGGAGGGCGUGGAGGAAGACGAGGGCUGCUGCUGCUGUGAGCCCGGCCACCUGCCCCACAUGCUGUCCUUCAACGCCGCCUUCGGGCAGCGCUGGCUCGCCUGGGAGGUCGCUGCCACCAAGUACGUCCUGGAGGGCUACAGCAUCAGCGACAACAACGCGGCCUCCAUGCUGCAGGUGUUCGACCUCCGCAAGAUCCUCAUCACCUACUACGUGAAGAGCAUUGUCUACUACGUGACCCGGUCCUCCAAGCUGGAAGAGUGGCUAAGCAACGAGGCCAUUCAGGAGGUGCUGAGGCCCUGCUCAAGCCCUGGCUACGCCGACAGCGACCCCACCUUCAACCACAACAUCGACGAAGACUACGACCAUCGCAUGCAGGGCAUCUCCUUGGCCUCCUUCUGCAACGUGUACCUGGACUGGAUCCAGUACUGCGCCAGCCAGCGGGACAAGCCCGUGGAGAGCGACAGGGAGUCUCGGCUGAUCACCUUGUGUUUCGGACUCUGCAUCCUGGGCCGCAGAGCCCUGGGGACAGCCUCGCACAGCCUGUCGGCCAGCCUGGAGCCGUUCCUCUAUGGGCUGCACGCCCUGUUCAAGGGGGAUUUCCGCAUCACCUGUCCGCGCGACGAGUGGGUCUUUGUCGACAUGGAGCUGCUGCAGAAGGUGGUGGCGCCGGGGGUCCGCAUGUCCCUGAAGCUGCACCAGGACCACUUCACCUCCCCCGACGAGUACGAUGACCCAGCGGUGCUGUACGACGCCAUCGCCAGCAACGAGGAAAAGAUGGUGAUCUCCCACGAGGGUGACCCGGCCUGGCGCAACGCCAUCCUCACCAACACCCAGUCGCUGCUCGCACUGCGGCACGUCAUGGACGAUGGCAGCGACGAGUACAAGAUCAUCAUGCUGAACAAGCGGUACCUCAGCUUCCGAGUCAUCAAGGUGAACCGGGAGUGUGUCCGAGGCCUGUGGUCGGGCCAGCAGCAGGAGCUGGUGUUCCUGCGGAACCGGAACCCGGAGCGCGGCAGCAUCCAGAACGCCAAGCAGGCCCUGCGCAACAUGAUCAACUCCUCGUGUGACCAGCCCAUUGGCUACCCCAUCUACGUCUCGCCCCUCACCACCUCGUACGCCGGCCAACACAGUCAACUCCGCAGCAUCUGGGGGGAGCCCGUCAGCCUCAGCAACAUCUCCAGCUGGUUCAUCUCCAGCUGGGAGAGGUUGCAGAAGGGCUGUGGCGCGGGCUGCAACAGCGGAGGCAACAUCGAAGACUCUGACUGCGGUGGGGGCUCCUCAUCCAUCAGCAACAACCCAACGGUGCACGUGACCCACAGCAGCACGUCGCAGAGCGGGCUGGGGGCUUCAAACCCCCAGGGCCCCGUCGCCACCACCCAGCCUCUGUCAGGAAGCGACGCCAAUUCUCAGCUGGGACCUCCCUGGGCCACUAGGCAGCAGGCGGCCCAGCUCUCUCUGCUGCCCCAGGCGGAGCCCCGGCGGGAGGGCAGCAGCUCCCUGCAAAGGACCUCCUCCAUCCAGGGCCUCCAGACACACCGGCUGUCCUCCAGCCAACUCUCCUUCACCAGCUCCCUGGUCUCCAUGGCGACGCAGGCUGAGCGCUUCGGGACAGGCAGCCAGCUGGACGGCACGGCGCCGGGCCGGGUCCUCCACCGGACUGGCUUGUCCUCCUCCUCCGCCAACUUCUCCGGCGACGGGCCCCAUGGGAAGUGGAGCCUGCCAGGACGGAGAGGGAUGGGCGGCCCCUUCGCUGGCGACUGGGACGCCGGCUGUGGGACCCAGUCCAGCGGCAGCAUCCUGGGCACGCCGGCUAAAGGAAGCCUGCCCAGGACCCAGGCGCCGUGUGACCUAAGCCAAGUCCCCGAGUCGGACGGCUCCUCGCCGAGGUCGGAGCAGGGGCUGGCGGACCUGGUGCCCCAGGUGGGGGUCCCCGAGCUGAAGGAGUGGGAGCAGAAGGAAGAGCCGGAAGCCACGGCGGUGCAGUCACUGCUGGACCACCAGUUCUGACUGAGCGGAGGUGUGAUUGACUUCCCGGAUCCGCGAGCUCCGCUCCCAUCUCUCUCUCCGUCUCUUUGUGCCUUGCACUGGUGAGAAAUCUUUAAAUUAAAGAUGCAACCGUGUGUGUGCUGAGGACCUCUGAUGGUGUUCGCCGGGGACGUCCGCAUCAGGAUUUCACCCCGGAGCCAGCUAUGAGGAGCCGAUGAUGCCCAGGACUCGCCGGUCCAGGAUCCUCCCCCAACUAUGUGCUUGGGCUGGUUUCCAAGCCCUCUCCCCACUUCACCUGCUGCCCCCCAUCCAAACACCUGAACCCAGAGCCUAAAGACUGGUACGCAAGCUGCAGACGAGGAAGCUCAACGUGGCCUGAGUUACACCCACGAGGCAGGAGGGAUCCUUCUCGCUUUGUACUUUCAGAGGGUGUUGUGUCCCUCUUUUUCCAGGCACCAUGCUCAUUUCAGGGAGCAGCAGUUCACAGUGAGUUCACUUCCAGUCGAGUGUAUACGGCGCAAGUCUCCUCCGUGUGGUCUGGGUGAACCAUUGGCUGCCUGGGUACCGGUCGGCGGUCUCCGUCGCUCAAUCUGAAGCACAGUGGGCCAAUGUGAGAUGAUCGUCAACGGGGGGCCAAGUCCUACCAUCCUUCCCAUUGCUGGUGAGCGUGCCCUGUCCCUGCUGCUGCAGAGGGCCCAUUCUCUCAGCAGACGUACUCGAUGCAGAAGUUUUGUGAGAUCGAGGGAGAGAGGGGGCGGCCAGUUUUGCAAAUAGAUUACCCGUUGAGAAGGAUGAGUCGUGAAGCGUUGCCUCGGGCUAGAAUCUGACCUGGUUUCUGCACAUUUAGCAAAAUCUUUUUAACCUCCCGACAUCUUGGGCUUGUUCACCUCCAGGUGGUGAGUCUUCAGUGCUGGGUCCUUUACCUCCACCAUCCAAGCCAUGGGAGACGCGUCACCACGUUGGUGCCUCUCGGUGAGGGGCUGAGCCCCAGAGGCUGCUAAUGUCUGAGCUGGAGUGGGGGCGAUCCGUGUGGAAAGGUUGACCACCCCCUCCCCUGUCCCCUGGUAAAUGCCCUCCAAGGGUCUGGUGGGCAGUCCAGUGAGUUGCAACCUUUCCCGCUCUGCUCCUGAGCGAGCUGGCAUACGGUCAUCCGAGACCCCUCGUACAUCCCACCCAUGGAAAGGUCAUCGAUGCCAGUGCCUCCCUGCCGAGUGUUGGUGGGGAGGGGGAAGCCCCGACGAGGAAAAGAUCCGGGAAGCAUGACUGCGGUCAGUGCAAACCAGUGAGUCGAAUCCUGCACCAUCCUACCCUUCCCCCAAGUCCUCUAAACCUACCACCUUGUGCCAGGUAAUGGUAAUGGCUUUGGUGACCAAGGCCGGUAAUCUCUGGGAAGGCUCCCUCUUGGAAAGUGAAGGUGGUCAGGAAUUUAGCAAAAGAAACGUCUCUGUGGGUUUGUGGAAGGAAGCCCGGACGGUGUCGUCACAAUGCUCAGGGACCUUGUGACAAGCGGUGUGCUGGAAGAGGUGAGGAGGAGCCCCUGGUCUAAUGGUGCUCUCCUGACACCCCAACCAGUACCUGGACUGAUCACCACUCGGCACUCCUGGUCAACUGCAGAGCCCUGCAUCUUAACCAACGUUCUAGUUGGGAACUGAUGACAGAUGUUUUUUAUAUAUAAAUAUAUAUACACACACCAGUUUUGAAUGAACUUUCUUAACAAAAGAAUUGAGCUUGAAAGAUUUCUGUUUCUAAUUUAAAAAUUGUUAAUCUCUGAAAUCCAGCUGGCUUAUGAUUGUAUCAGAAAUAUUGAUAACCCCCCUCCAGCCCAUCCAAGCUUUGUGUUUGCAGCGUGAACUGCCCAGUACAGCCCCAGCAGCAGCCCUUUGGUAGCUGAAACUUCAGUAAAGUAUUUAAUCUGUGUGAGGGGAGGGGCGAGGGCGAGGGUGAGAGGUGGAAGGAAAACUACAUCAUUUUAUAAGGUAUGCCUUUGCACACUAUUUUAUUUUGUGGGAGCUCUCUACCAUCAUUGUGUUGGCAUUCUAGAUUGGGUUUUGAAGGUUGAUCUUAAAAGGGAAUACAAUUCUAGCAGGAAUCCUUGGAUGGCCUUUCACUGCAUCACCUCCAUUUUUAAUUAAAUCGAUUUGAAAUUCUUGCGCAGGUUUGUACCUAUCCUGCUUCUCUGGGCCGAUUCCCAUCGGGCUCUUCUAUGUCAACAGUCAUGUUGCAGUUCAGGGUUUUGGCCACCAGGUAGCACUACAGAGUACUUUUCAGAUGCCUCUCUCCCUGGGGGGGUGGUGCAUGCACAUCAUGGUUGUUUGAUAAAAUGCUGAAGAAGAAUUAUUUAUAUUUCAGGCAUUUUUAGUAUUGGGCAUCAAACUCUUCAUCCCACUGCCCUGAUGCACAUUUCCAACAAGUCUGAUCCAUUCUCUGCCAAACCCUUCUGUAAAAAGUAGCCGUAGGAGAAACUGAAACUCAAAUGAUUCAAAGCAUUUAUUUCUCAGUGGAACAGCUGGAGUGGACUUUCGACAGAACCCGCUUUUUCAAAUGCAUCCAUUAUUUUUUCCUAUGAAAGACUCCCAUCCAACAAUAGAGUGCAGGAAGAUAUCAUUUAGACCUUUUGUGUGUGCAACAGCUCCUUAGAAGAGUGAUCCAAUUAAUCUCCCUCUGCAGCCUGCUCUUUCCCCAAUACCCUGCUAUUAUUUUAAUGUAAAUCAACCAAAAUGUACAUGGGUUUCUCUCAUAGUUUCUCCCUACCCACAGCGUUGAAUAAGCUGCAAACUAAACUCUAUUAAACUUUCAAUUUCUGUUCCCUUUGAUUACAAGGAGGUUUGUCAUCUGGGAAUUGCCACACCAGGAAUUUAGACCAUGCACCAGUCUUCAGGCAAGUUGGACAGAGCUUUACUCUGCCUAACCUGUAUCGUCCCUGCCCUUUUUUUUACAAAAACAAGUUCAUUUCAAGUACUACAAUACUACAACAAUAACUAAAUACCAACUAAAUUAAAAUAUUCCUAUCCUUAUCCAGGAUGCAAUUUACCCCAUGGUGCCCAUGGAAACCGCAUGCUCUUUAGCCAAGGAGCAUACCCCCUGAAGAUGACCAGGCAGUCGUCUCAGGCAGAGCCCUCAGCUGUCCCCACUGUCCCUGCCCUGGGAGUGUGUGAUGGGACAUUUCAGAGGGAGCUUCACUCUGUGUCUGACCCUGGGAGUGUGUGACAGGACAGUACAGAGGGAGCUUCUCUCUGUGUCUGACCCUGGGAGUGUGACAGGACAGUGUAGAGGGAGCUUCCCUCUGCGUCUGACUCUGCGAGUGUGAAGGGACAGUACAGAGGGAGCUUCGCUCUGUGUCUAUCCCGUGCCCUGGGGGUGUGAUGGGAUGAUGUAGAGUGAGCUUAAUAUCUAACCCUUAUUGGUUACUGACCAGACUGUGCCAAAUGCGAUCUGGUUACCUAUGUUGCACUUGCCUGGCACUGCCAAGUCCCUAGUAUACCCCAGUAAACUGGCAUUGGAUGAGUAGGGCAUCCCACUAUAAGUGGCUUUAGUGUGUACCACCCGACCAAGCACACAACAGGAUUUCAGAGCUCCAGUGUCUGUCCCUUCCUGCCCUCCAUGCAGUUUUCUGACCACUUCCUGUAGUCAGCCAACAUCCUCUCGCUCAGUCGCAGCUGCUUCCUCAACAGCGUGACCUGUCCUGUCCAAGCCCAUCUAAAACUGAGCAGGCUUCGAGUCCCACCACCGUUGUGGGCGAAGGUCAUCUGAUGAUCUCCGAAACAGCAAAUUAACCUACCAUGGUGCUCUCUCUACAUCCUCAUCCUCCCCCAUUUUAAUCAGAUCUGUCAGAUUUCUUGAAGGCCACAUUUUCCUUGUCUACCCCCGAGUGUUAGUAUUUUUUUUAUUUGGAAACUCCUGUUAACAUUGCCCAUUCCUAUGUCAACAGUCAUGCUGCAGUUCUGGACUCCAGCCACUAGGUAGUGUAUUUUUUUAAAACCAACCAGGUACACAGGGACAUUACCCAAUGGGAACAUUGAUGCCCACAUUCUGACCUUUCAACAUCUGAACUCUUGCCACAAAUCCUGCUUCCAGCCCACCUCCCGCCCCCAAAAAUUGCAUUUGUAAGUUGCUGGUGGUACUUGCACUGCUGGUCAGUGAUUAUCCUUCAUGUACAGCCCCAGCUACCCGUGUGAGUCCUCCUGCGGAUCAGUCGUCUGCAGCUAAAUCCGGGCAGGAAGGGGCAUUACAUUUCUAGACAAAUAUUUUAGUCUUUGUAGGUUGCUGGCAAAUUUAACUGCCAGAACUGGGCAGGGCCACUCCCCAGUAACAAAGAAAGGCUGUGGGGCACAUGCCCAACCCAUUACUUGGCAUCGUUGGAGAGAGGGCACUAGGGUCAGCAGUUGGCCCUUUGCCCUCUGUGGGAUCGAUUGGUCCCACCUGGUGAGCAGUGUCGACGGGGCUUGGAAUUCUGUGUCCCUGUUGCAAGAUUGCCUUGCCUGCGGCGACCCCUCUCUUCCUCCGGGAUCCACAGUCCGUCCCACCAUGCUACAUAGAAGGGAGGCACUGGGACCCAUCCACACACAAUCCCCAUGGAAAGAGAUGUCACCUCACCCGGGCCAUCCCAGCUCCUUGCCCCGGGGCAGGCUCAGGGAGCUGUGCUUCAGGGAAACCGCAGUUGCGCUACACCAGGGCGGAAGAGAGCGCGAGCAGGAGCCUGUCGAUAUGGUCAGCUGGGCUCUCACUCACCUCCCUCGUCCAGUUCCCCACCCCCACUGGGGAGCACAGCGAUUGGCUCCGCAGUGUUCUUUGAAACACUACCACCCCAGGCUGCCACCUCCUGGGUCAGAGGGAGGGGAGCUGUGGCUCUUAUAGCCCCCACCCCUUUCACCCCUUGCCAUGACUGAAAGCUGUAAACCGCACUCAAGAGUCAUCAUGAGAGAGAGGGCAAAGCUGGAGGUCGGAAAGAGUGCUGUCCAUGUCCUGGCCUAUGGAGAGUACCUUCUGGGACAUCCCCUGAAGAUCCAGACAAUCUUUUUGUAAUCAAUGUACAGUCCUGAGUGGGUCGGGUUUGAUCUCCUUGCUGCUGGCUUAAUUUAUAUUUCUCUCCUAAUGAGGUUCUGCCUCAUUUUUCUUUUGAUUUGUAGAAAAAUGAAAUACAAUUUUCUGUAAAUAUCUUUGGAAGGAAAAAAAAUAUUGUCCUGUAAACUUUGAAAUGGCAACUUGUUUUAUACAGCAUCGUCAAGAAAGCUUGUACAUUAUCAGGCAUUGUUCAAACUGUACUGUAAUAAAAGGUGAUUUAUAAAUUUUAAAA